Messenger RNA from Lineus longissimus, 5942 nucleotides. RefSeq lists its product as uncharacterized. The record is from RefSeq and is a predicted model, not a curated record. NCBI's taxonomy places the organism in Eukaryota, Metazoa, Nemertea, Pilidiophora, Heteronemertea, Lineidae. Gene Ontology annotation, cellular component: cytoplasm. The coding region runs from base 271 to 2535 and encodes 754 amino acids. The transcript is spliced from 7 exons.
AAAGUGCAUUUUCGCGCCCGGGUGUCCGUGGGCUGUGAAACUGUACCAAACUAUUUCGUGUUCCGUAAGCAGUAGGCCGGCGGGCCUGGACAGGGACACUCGGGGAGAAGACUUGGACUACUGAUGUAUCGAGUGUCUCGGGGUAUGGGUACGCACCAUCUUUCACCUCAGAUUUAUAACACAAAAUGCAACGGGUGAAAUUGAAUGCAGCGCCGUUAUUAUCAUAGAAGAUGACUGCUGCCAGGCAACCAACCCGGCUAAGGCAGUGAGAUGGGCUGCUCCGUGAGUACCACCGUCGACCCUGCGGCGAAUAAUCCAAAGAAACCCGCAGCUAAACCCGGGCCGUCUGAUGAGCCAACUGCGAAGCGACCACGCCGCGAGCCCCGCCUGGUUACAGAGAAUGACCUGGUUUGGCGGGAGAAGAAGAAGCUGAUUCCUGACUUAAAUGUGUUCAAGGAAAUUGACCAGAGAGCAAUUACAGCUCCUGAUAAUCUUCGCAGCAACCCUGCUGGACUUGUGGCGUACCUUAUAGCCCCUUGCAAGACGGAGCUCGAGAAAUAUCGUGCCAUCUUCCGCUGGAUCGCAUCCCAUAUCGAUUACGAUGUGGAAUUUCUAGAUACCGGGCGCCCUGUAAGCAACAAAGCAGAAGACUGCCUGGUAACUGGAAGGGCAAUAUGCGCUGGGUACAGUGGAAUAGUUAAGGAACUGUGCAGCCAUGCAGAAAUUGACAUGGAGACUGUCAGUGGUUGUUCAAAGGGAGGGAACUAUCGGGUCGGUGAUAAGGAAGAGUUUGGCAUUACCAAUGGCCUCCCCACAAACACCGACCACGCCUGGGUCAUUGUCAGAUUGAACGGGCGGCAGUUCCUGUGUGAUCCAACAUGGGCAGCAGGAAAAAUUGAAAAAAAGAAUGGAAAGACGAUCUUCAAUAGAGAGUGGGAGGAAAGCUACUUUCUCUCCGAUCCUAAGGCUUUCUUCGAGACCCAUUGGCCAAUGGGGAAUGAAAAUGAAAGUCUUCCUGACAAACAGCUGAUGAAGUCACCAAACAAAAACUUCACAGAUUGGCUAGAAAGGCCGCACAGGAAAAUGGCGGCCAGUUGCCUCGGUGUUAACCUGACGUCCAACAAGGAAGGCUUGAUAAAAACAAAGCAAAACGAGGUUGAUAUUGAAUUCACAUCCAAGUAUAAGCUGGAGACUUUAGUCUCCAUGGAAAUGCUGAAGGACAACGCUUGGAUCAAGAUAGACGAUAUGAAACUAGCUUAUCGCGAGGGCGAUAAGUACAAAGUGCGGAUACGCUUACCUUACGGGAAUGUCCCGUUUGUUGUGAAAAUUCUUGGUAAACUCACCGAGGCGGAAGGUGAGCUAGCGGAGCGGCAAUUAUUCAUUGCUUCAUACAGGAUCAUCUGCACGGGCGAGGGAAACAACAAGGGGUACCAUCCUAAAUUCUGCAAACGCGCGGGAAUAGAACCCGAUGCUGCAAAACUCGGUUUUAAGUUAGAGAGUCAUAAAGGCCCGAUGAUCCUCUCAAAGGGGAAGGAGUUGGUCGCAAUCUCCACCCCAAAUUCCGACCCAAUUUCCCAGGCCCCCCAUCUGUAUCGAUUGAGGGACAAUCAAUUACUUGAUGGGCAAGUCUAUGUCGAGCGCACCAAGGACAAACUUAUCUGCCACGUUAGAAUGUAUGAACAGGGGGAGUAUGCGCUGAUGAUCUAUGGCGACCUACUGCAAGAGGGUGGUUCAACCUUACCAACGUUGGGUACUUUCCUAAUAAAUUGUACCUCGCCUUUACCAAAUGAACUCCCAGCUUACUGUAAGAACGGAAAUAUCCACGGGCCUAACAAUACAUUUAUAUCCCUCGGUCUAAAAGAUUUAAGUGGGGACUCGUCCAUCAAGACGGCAGGCAAGGGUGGCCAGUGUAGCAUCAAGUUCAAAGUGCCCUUGCAUGAGACGUACAAGCCACUAUUGUUCGACUGCAGUGGCAACAGACUCCCCAGCGGCCACUGCGCAGGGGUGCUCGAUGGCAACACCCUUACAAUCCUGCUGAAACUCCCCGAACCUGGUAACUUCACUUUAGAGCUAUUUCGUAAAACCACUGGGACCACUCUCGAUAGACUGGCCCAAUACAUGAUAAAAAACGACGACCCUUUCCAGGGGGAGCUGUUCCCUGAGCUGUAUGAUAUCAUCGGGCCUCUACCUCAAGCAGCUGAGGCUGGCCUAACCCCUCUUGACCCCAAAAUGAAAUAUCACGUUAAAACGUCGAAGCCAGACCACAUCGUGAAAUUCGUCGCCAAUUCCAACCUGGACACAUUUGGAGUUCUGGAGUGGAAUGGCGACCAAGAGAAACGGUUUAAGCAGGUUGCCGAAGAAAAGGGCGGGAAGUCAGUGUUGACUUAUGACGUCGAGCUACCGUCUGCUGGUAUCUAUUCCUUUGAAAUUUGGUUGAAUAGCAGUCCCACCAAGAAGCUUGUCGCGAUGAUGAUUGAGUAUACAUAUGUAGACGAUUGGACUUUUGUAAAUAUUAUUAUGCCACUGGUGAUUUAACAUAACAUAACAUAACAUAACAUAACAUAACAUAACAUAACAUAAUUUAUUUCUCUCCAAAAAACCCUUUCGGGUAUAAGAGGUUACAUGAUUUAACAUUUACAUAUGGUGGACCAAGCUGAUGAAUUCUUUACAAAAACUAUGAAUAUUGUCUAAGUUUACCCGGGAACAUUUAGUCAUAAUGCGAUGGAAAAAUUCAUGAUAAAAAACCUGAGGUAAUUCUUUUAAGUUUGGAAACAACCUUACUCGCAUGUGACGGAAAUACGGACACGUAAUAAAAUAAUGAAGUUCGUCUCUUACACAAACCUGGUCACAAAGACCACAAAUAUUUUCUGCAGUUUCAUUUCUAUACAUUCUGGUUACUGUUUCUGGGAAUUUUAUAGAUCCAGUACGAAAUUUACAAAUACUGACCGUUUGAUAUAAUGGUAAUUUUUUAACAUAGGGCUCCAUAUUCAGGUUUUGUUUAAACAUUCUAUAAAUUAUACAUCUGAAAUCGUUAUUUACCUCGUUUCUCCAUAGUUGUUCACACUGGUCUCUGAUUUGGUAGCUCCAGUUUGUGCUGCCCCCUGUCUUGAUCUUGGUCUACUAUGGAUGAUGCAAUAGUUUGGUUGCUAUGGUAAUAGUUAUUCAAAACUACUAAACUGGUUUAGUAAAAUUAUUUGUUUGAUGCUAAUAAUUUUAUAAUAAAUAUCAGGGGUUUUUGGUGUUGUUGUAGGCAGCAUUCAGUUUUGUUUGGAUUUAUUGUACACAACAGGCCAGGGGCGUCUGCUAAUUUCAGCCAUUUUCUCACUCUUGCACAAUUAUUUCAAGAGGACAAAAGACCCUUUUAAACCAUCUUUUCACCUUUUCCAUAUGGUGCCCAGUUUGGAAGCUAAAUGAAUGCCCAGAGCAUAAAUUAAACCCCUCUAUGCCAGUUUUACUGAGCCAGUUUUGGCAUAUUUUAUAGUUGUUGUGUGUGACUUCGGUUGGCACACCUGGUUUCUGCCCCGCCCUAUUUGGCAUGUUGGUUUGGCAGGACAGGUUCAUCUGAUGAGGAACUGAGGUUGUUUGAAAUUAGAAGAGGCCCAGCCUGUUACGUAGGCCAAUGUUAGGUUUAUGGUAGGACGUUGAUUGCGAGUGAUUGGUGGUCCAUGUAUUUGUAAUAUAAUAAAGUGUCUCAAGGAAUAUUUGUGUCGCGUCCAUAUAUGUUCAUAUUCUAUUCUAUAUUAUUGUUGUUUCAUAAUGUUCAUACACGCAUGAUUUAUAAUCGAACCCCCCACACACGGUGGACAAUGAAGAGGUCAAGUGUGUUAUGUUACACAUAAGCAAUUAUUCACAUUCACUUGAGGAAGUUAAAGGCUGAGAUAUGGGACACGUGUGAAUAGCUUUCUGGAGGGUGGGUCGUACGAUCCAAGAGCUAUUUUUAGCGAUUACCUGGUGCAGGCCAUCUGUGAGUUAUUUUUGAAUCGACCAAUCACUGAGCGUGUAGUGAUCAUACCUGUAUAAAUUAAUGUAAUAUUUUCGGCUUGGCGAAAAAUGAAAACCUUCCAGAAUGUAAAACUGGACUCACUAUUACAUGUGUAUACUGUAUGUGCAUGAUUAUCCGUCCAUAUAUUUUGGCUGAGCGAAGCACUAAUGUAUGCAUAAUUAUACAUAUCUUCAUUAUUCCAGAUUAAUUGGUCCGUCACUCAUAAAAUUGAUUAGUAAAAAUAACCAUCACAUGUUAAUUUUUUACGACACUGGUAAACUCCUGUUGCAGCGACUGUGAAAUAAGUUUCUUCACGGAUCCGUGGUUGUUUGAACUAUCAAAAAAGUAUUUCUUAACCAUUUUAAUGGGUUUUUGUUAAUUUUUUAGGUUUUUUGGGACUAAUUUCACAGUUGGUGCAAUGGGAAUUCUAGGCCCAUAUACCAGAUCAGCUGUUUUACUGACCAGUGUACCUUUUCACUGUACAUGUAUAGAACUAGAAAUAAACAUUAACUCCUGAUUUCCUCAGGAUGGACACUCGUGAGUCAUUUUACACUCUGUUCACUUAUAUUAGUUGAAAAAAGAAAAGUGGAAAUAGUAAAAAAAACAAAAAACAUUGAUGAGUUCAUUUACAUAUACAUGUACAUAUAUUACGUACUUCGUCGCUGUAGCUCUUCGUAAGGUUUGCGAAACCUGUCUAGUUUGCAACCGGCCAUGUCACUGUAUACGCUGAUUCUCAGUCAUUAUCUGAAGUGUGAACCAACGUGGAGUACUACAUCGCUUCAGGCUAGUGACUUUUUUCUCUCAUUUGCAUAUCACGUUCCGCCGUUUCUGAAGAUCCAUGAAAUGUAAUAUCCUCCGAUUAUGUUGUAAAUUGCAGCAAACUUAGCCAUUAUAUUCAUGUUAGAUAUGCCAAAUAUGUCCAUAUUUUUUUUCUGUUAAGCGACGCAUGAGAUUUGAGACACUUAUUUUUUCACGUACUGACAUCCUCGUCUACAAGGUUUUUCAAUAGCCCCUCGCGUAUGUCACUUUUAUUGUGAGGUACUCAUGAGAAAGCCCUAUAUCCCAGGUUGAUGUAAAACGUGUUUUUUCAGCUGAAAGGAUAAUUCUUUGCUCCUUGAUAUGGCCCUCCAAUCACUCUUGCUCGAUAUUCUGACUCUGAAGAUUUGUCAAUUACAAACUAAAGUUAAGCCGCAGUAGGCGCUAUUGCAGAGACUGUGCAUUACCAGCUAUUGCGGGCCUAGCACACUCUGUUUUGAAUAGAGGGAGACUCCAUCAUUCCUAUUGUUUGAGAUUGGAAAGGUGUGAAUUAAUCUGGCAAUUAGCCUCCUCUGCAUUGGUGCAUACAAACACUAAAAUGUUUGGUUUUUGCUGAUUUAGGGUCAAAUAAAUCAGCCAAAAGUUUUGAAAGCUUCACAAAUGAUUGUUGAAAGGAAGUACUUUAUGAUAGUUUGCGAAAUUUUGAUUAAUUCUAGGUGGAAAGUAAUAUUUUUCGCAUAUUUGUUGGGAAAAAAUUGAAAAUCCUCCAAUUUUCAACCCCCCUAUGGACACUAUGAAUUUUUCUCCAAUAAAGCUGAAAUCUUGGGAAUAUAAUCCUAAGAGUUAUAUCAACCACGUCUGAAGUCGGGAGUUUGUAUCAAAUGUAUAGUUUCGGAGCUAGCGCAGCUAGAAAAGCCCCCAAAACCCACUUUCUCAGGAAUUUACACUACGGGCUACGAGUGAAGCAUUACAGAUUUACCAAAAUUUUCAACCUAUAGAUGGACACAUCGAAUUUCCAUCCAAAUCACUCCAAAUUUUGCCAGUAAAUACCUAGACAUAUAUAGAAUUGUGUCAGAAGUCGGGAGUUGGGAUUAUUUUAACACCCCGCCCAAAAAGCCAACUUUAUUGAUAUUUCCUAUGCAUUUUCCAUUAGGCUUGCCAGGACCAAUUAAGCAGGUGCACUAAUUGGCUUAAUUGGCUAGGC